CCCGAGCCUCCACCUGCCGCGGACUCCCGGGCUGCCGGGCGCGGGGCAGAGAAGGUGCGAGAAACAGGGGCCCGGGAGACAGCGGCUCUCGGGGACCGCUCCGCGCAGAGAGGGGACGCCCUUCCACGCCGCCAGCCCCCGCGCGUUCGGCGCCCCGGCCCCGAGUUCGAGGGCCACCGCCCUCGGAGGGGGCUCUCCGCGCGGGCAGCGCCCCGUCCCGGGGCUCCGGCGCCUCGCCCCAACACCACCACCCCGCGGCGGGGCCAUGCCGGGGCUGCGCCGGGACCGCCUGCGGACCCUGCUGCUGCUGGGCGUGCUGCUGGCCGCCGACCUCUACUUCCACCUCGGGCCCCGGGUACGGCGCCGGCUGCGGCCCCGGGAGCGCCCGCCCGGCUGCCCGUGCGCCCACCGCGCCGCCACCUCGGCCCCUCGGCCGGCCGCGCGCCACGUUCCCCCGGCCGAGCCGGACGGCGGCGGCCCCGGCUCCAAGCUGCGGGCCCUCUUCGCGCACCCGCUGUACAACGAGCCGGAGAAGCCGCCGCUGCUGGGGCCCGAGGACUCGCUCCUGGCCGGCCCCGAGGCGCUGCGCUAUUACCGGAGGAAGGUGGCCCGCUGGAACAGGCGACACAGGAUAUACAGAGAGCAGCUGAAUCUCACUUCCCUGGAUCCCCCACUGCAGCUCCACCUGGAGACCAGCUGGAUCCAGUUCCACCUGGGGAUCAGCCGCCACGGCCUGUACUCCCGGUCCAGUCCCGUCGUCAGCAAACUUCUCCACGACAUGAGGCACCUUCCCACCAUCAGCGCUGACUACAGUCAGGACGAGAAAGCCUUGCUUGGAGCCUGCGACUGCACCCAGAUCGUGAAACCCAGUGGGGUCCACCUCAAACUGGUUCUGAGGUUCUCGGACUUCGGGAAGGCCAUGUUCAAACCUAUGAGACAGCUGCGAGAUGAAGAGACGCCCGAGGACUUCUUCUACUUCAUUGAUUUUCAGAGACACAACGCUGAGAUUGCAGCUUUCCAUCUGGACAGGAUUCUGGACUUCCGACGGGUACCACCGACCGUAGGGAGGCUAGUCAAUGUCACCAAGGAAAUCCUGGAGGUCACCAAGAAUGAGAUCCUGCAGAGUGUUUUCUUUAUCUCUCCAGCCAGCAACGUGUGUUUCUUCGCCAAGUGCCCGUACCUGUGCAAGACGGAGUAUGCCGUAUGCGGCAACCCGCACCUGCUGGAGGGCUCCCUGUCCGCAUUCCUGCCGUCCCUCAACUUGGCCCCCCGGCUGUCCGUCCCCAGCCCCUGGAUCCGCUCCUACUCGCUGGCGGGCAAAGAGGAGUGGGAAGUCAACCCUCUUUACUGCGACACGGUGAAGCAGGUCUACCCGCACAGCAGCAGCGGCCGCCUCCUCAACAUCAUCGACAUGGCCAUCUUCGACUUCCUGACGGGAAACAUGGACCGGCACCACUACGAGACGUUCACCAAAUUUGGGGACGACGGGUUCCUGAUUCACCUCGACAACGCCAGGGGGUUUGGACGGCACUCCCACGACGAAGUCUCCAUCCUCUCGCCACUCUCCCAGUGCUGCCGAAUAAAAAGGAAAACACUCUCGCACCUGCAGCUGCUGGCCCAAGCCGACUACAGACUCAGCGACGUAAUGAGGGAGUCGCUGCUGGAAGACCAGCUCACGCCUGUGCUCACAGAGCCGCACCUCCUCGCCCUGGAUCGCAGGCUCCAGACUGUCCUGAGGACCGUGCGGGGCUGCAUUGAGGCCCACGGAGAGCACAGCGUCGUGGCCAACGGCCCCACGGGACAGUCGGCCCCAGACUCCGGCCCCAGCUAGGGGCUGGACGAGUCCGACCUCGGGAACUACGCCUGGAGCCCGCGGUGGACUCUGGAGUGUGGACCACAGUGUCCUCGCGGGCCCCAGGCCAGGCUGGGGCCUGGGUCAGGAGCUCACGAAGCAGGCAGGGCACUGGGAUGAUUCCAAAAGAGCAGAAGAAGUGGGACCCACUGCACUUUCCUCCUUGGAGCACUGCCCUGGCUCCCUAGCUCCCCAGAAGCUCUGCUUCAAGGCCACAGACCACCUGCUGAGCCCACUGGGAAAUCUGGACACGGGACCAGCCUGGAAGCCUGGCUCCCAGGAGAGAGCAUUAACUGUAACAAAUAAAAUUACGGGACGUCAGAUGGACACCCCCAGAUCUUUAUUACAUCUACAAGGAUAAUUCCCGAUCCAGAUUAAUAAACAUCUGGCAUCUCACAAGCAGACCCCCCCCAAAAAAACCUAAAUAUGGUAACUCCAACUGGUUCCAAGUAGUCUGCACGCUUUCUGUUCAUAUUCUAAACACUGCGGCCCAGUCUGAACACAGUAAUCCCUACUGACUGGUCCUAAAGUAAUUUCUCAGAAGUGUUAUUACAAGAGGUGAAAGUAACAUAGGGAUUUGCUCAGAGUAUCAGCAAAGGGAUAUUUCAAUCCGAAGAGUAAAUGUCAAUUGAAAUAACAUCAAGGCUGUCAAAGCUGGCAUCCAGCAACAAUAGAAGGCAAAGCGAGGGUGGCCCUGAGGGGGGACAGCGGAAGAACGGGUCCGGCAGGUCCAUGAGCCUGGACUAAGCAGCACAGCCAGGACCGACCCGAGCCCACCGGUGAGUCCUCCUCCCCUAAGAUUCAGGCAUUGUCCCCACCGCCCCGUCCCCAAGCGCAGCGGGCUGUCUGGAGAAGCCUGGCACUCUGGAUGCCACUCCCCUCUGCUCACUCAGAAAGCACUAAGUCAAAUUUACUUUCAAAGCCUCCCUCAAAAGUGGGCAUCUCAGGGGUUUCCUGUCUCUUCAGCCUCCUCCCUGCUGACCUGCUGUUGUCUGAAGAGGAGGCUGUUUCUUAUUCAACAAUCCACGAAAACACACAGGAUAGGCGUGUAUUCACAUUAAUCACUCAGCAAGUAAAAACAGCUGAUUUCAUCAGCCCAGCUUUUCUGGUACAGGCCAGAGGCGCAAAUACCAGUACGAGUAGGGUGAGAAGAAGCUGUCGCUAAAGCGGGUAUGAGGUCAAGACGCCUCUAGACGUCAUCCAAGACGUCUGCCGUGUGCCCAGAGACAGGGGCGCUUCCGGCCCAGCCCGGCUGCCCCCAUCACUGGUACGCUGCCCCGAACCUACGUCCCCGUGAUAGUGAUACCACUUCCAUUCACGGAGCUCGUUCUCCACGUGCCAAAGUCAAACGCAGGCUUCCAAUCCUCCCCGACAGACAGGAUCCCUGACCCCCAGGGUACCUCCAAGAAAACUAAGGCUCAGGAAGGUUAGCUAAAAUCAUGCAACUUAAUGAUUCAAAACUAUCCCAAAGCGUUCUUUCCACUGUAAUGCAAAACUCAACAGCAUCUCACCCAAUUCAUGCAGUUGUAUUUGUUGGCUUUAAAACAAAAACCAGUCUUCAGUAGAGGAACCUCAAUCCCAGAGCCUCGUGUUACUGAGGCGUCUCUACUGCUGCUCAAGGCCUCCCACUUCACAGAUGGUUUCUUCUACUUCAAGCCUACGUUUCCUCUUGGAGGGGGAGCCAGGUAAUCACACGCAGCGGAGCGAGAGGAGAAUAUUCAGGCGAAGGUGUUCAGAGACUAUAGCACAAAAUGGUCUGAACUCGCAAACUGCAGAGGCUCAGGAAGGCAGGCCCAGCUGCACCUCGACCCGGCCUCUUCCGUGACAACGGACUAGUUUUCAGAUGGCCUAUAAUAAAAAUGCUGGCGUACUUUACAGACCGAGGGUAAGAGAACUGAGUUUGACCACAGUAUGUCGCGUACCUAGAUGUUUUAUUAUUCACCCAUCCAUUAUUUUUUCACUAAUACCAAAAUUAAGCCACUACCAUUUGUCAAAAAUACCAGAAAACAAAAGACCCCAGUCUUAGAUCUAUCAAAUUCUUCCAACACACUCACUUUGGACCACUGUUCAAUUUUCCAUGACAUAAAAACUCUCCUGUCUCUAUGUUAAGAACUUUUCAUGUUUUCCUGUCAGUACUACUAACAGCAAACUAAAAAAUGAAAGGGAACCGACAGCCCACGAGCUGGUGGAGAAAGGGGUCUGGAGGAACUCACUUAGCCUCCCCCAAAGUCAGGAGGACAAUCUGAGUCUGAAGACGGUAAAAAGGGGAGUUGAUUCUCUUAUCUGUGGUAGUUUUAUGGUUGAUGAAUCACCAAGGACACGGAAUCAGCGGAGACAGCCGCCUUCCCCUAGAAGCUAUACAGGGCUGUAGGUUCCUGUGCCGCCUUCUCGUAGAAGCGAUACGGGGCUGUAGGUUCCUGUGCCGCCUUCCCCUAGGAGCGAUACGGGGCUGUAGGUUCCUGUGCCGCCUUCCCCUAGAAGCGAUGCAGGGCUGUAGGUUCCUGUGCCGCCUUCCCCUAGAAGUGAUACGGGGCUGUAGGUUCCUGUGAGAGCCUCUGGUGACACUCCUGUCAACCUACCAAUACACGAUCUUGAUUCCUGCGUUACGGUGUGAUGAAGACACCUCAGUUAGUAUCCACUGUUGCUUCACGAACACUGAGCUCGGCCAAUGGCGCUGCCUCUCACGCCUGAGAGAAGCUGGCUAACACGUACCCCUCUAGAGACCCACCACAGCCUUCUCACCCUCGGGACCCCCAGCCAGGACACGAGCACUCCUCUGGGGGCCACUUUAAAUAGAGAAAUCACCAACAGGAAGUACAAAAAUGCAAAAAAGUGGCACUAAAUAGACCAAAACAAGGGCAUCUGAUUUCAGCUGAAACUAGAAGGCAGAGUGUGCCCGGUCUGACCUGUGCCAGGCACUCGCGUGUCGGGAGACGCGGGCCCCUCUCCACUCAAGUCUGGGAAUGACUGUGACAGUGCCGGGAGUACUGAUUUGGGGGUUACAGAUGAAUUUCAGCAAGUACGCAAAUUUGCAAAGUUCGCAAAUACAGCAUCCGUGAACAACGAGGACCGACUGUAACUGACUUUGAGGCUAACAAAGAUGAUAAAAAGCCCUCCAUCUAGUGGUGACUUAGAAAACCACAAAGCUACUUAAGCUACACUGGCAGAGAGCUUUCGCAAAACGAAAAAAUUCUGCUCAUUAGUGGUUUGGGUUUUUAGGCAGCAUCAGGAUGCAGUCACAGCUCUGGACUUCUGUCAGUCCACAAAUUUUAACUUUAUACGCACACAGUAACACUGACUGCUGUGUGAAACUCCUUAGGGUAAGAAGGGAGAGAUUUACCAUUCUCCCUUUUAUGUUCUCUCCACAGUCUUUCCUGAUGGCUAUUAUGAUGGUGAUCAACACACUGCUUCUCCAUGUUGUUUUAGUAGUUUUAGCCCAUCUAGAAGUACACUGCCAGGGCCUAACAAAAAUACAAAAAGGUCCGGACGGGAGAGGCCACAACAGUGAGAGGCCUGCGUACCGCAAAAAAAAAAAAAAAAAAAAUACAAAAA
Molecule: messenger RNA, 5404 nt
Organism: Globicephala melas (long-finned pilot whale)
Lineage: Eukaryota; Metazoa; Chordata; Mammalia; Artiodactyla; Delphinidae
Gene: FAM20A
Product: FAM20A golgi associated secretory pathway pseudokinase
Biological process (GO): enamel mineralization
Cellular component (GO): Golgi apparatus
Molecular function (GO): protein serine/threonine kinase activator activity
Source: RefSeq, a predicted model, not a curated record